Molecule: messenger RNA, 1719 nt
Organism: Sabethes cyaneus
Lineage: Eukaryota; Metazoa; Arthropoda; Insecta; Diptera; Culicidae
Gene: SmydA-5
Product: SET domain-containing protein SmydA-8
Exons: 4
Coding region: 1-1719 (572 amino acids)
Molecular function (GO): protein binding
Source: RefSeq, a predicted model, not a curated record
AUGAAUACGGAAGCGAUGAAGUGCGCCCUUUGUGGAGUGCAGUCCAGCCUGAAGUGCGCCGGUUGCAAGCUGGUGGCCUAUUGCAGUCCGGUGCAUCAGAAGAAACACUGGCGGUUGCAGCACAAGAACGAGUGCGCUAAGCCAUAUGAGAUUGUGCAGAACACCGAAAGCGCCAAGCUUGCCCGCAACGAAGAAGUGGGCCGCUUCUUUCUGGCGACGGAGAACAUCCCAAAGGGCACAACGCUCUUCGUGGAAACUCCGCUGGUCAUCGGUCCGAAAUGGAACCUGAACGAGUACGAGCAACGGUCGUCGAUCGUACCCUGCGUGGGAUGCUUUGCCGAUUGCCAGAUUGGAUUGCACCGGUGCGAAGGCUGCCGUUGGCCCGCCUGUAAACCGGACUGUCCGGGGUUGAUCAAUGCGAACCUUCACGCGCUGGAAUGCGGUAUUCUGCGGCUUGGUGGAGGGCCGAAGUCCCGAGAUGAUCCGGAGGCGAUCGUCGACUAUUUUCGGUACGAUUCGCUGCUGGUACUGAAAUGCCUUGCCCUGCAGAUCACUGACCGAAAGCGAUUCGACCAGAUGAUGCAGCUGGAAAGUCACUAUGCGGCUCGAAAGGGAACCCAAUUCUAUCAGGAAGCUGAUGAGCGGACUGUGCAAUAUUUGUUGAAAAAUUUCCUCAAUCCUCUGAAAAAGUUGGAAGAGCAGCAGGGGAAAACAGUACUACCAGUGUGUGAUGCCAAAACGCUCCACAAAAUUAGUGGUAUUUUGGAGGUAAACGCCAUGGUUAUUCCACUCAGCAAUGGCCGAGAAAUCUGCGGCCUUUACCCAAUAGGUUGUAUGCUGGAGCACUGCUGUAUGCCCAAUUGCCACUACACUUUCAACUGCGACAAGGGAAUGAAGCUAACCUUCAAAGCUGGCAGAGAUAUUGAGAAGAACGAACAUCUAUCGACGACCUAUACCCAUUCCCUGUGGGGAACUCAACAACGACGCGAUCACCUGAGAGCCAACAAAUACUUCACCUGCACUUGUCCGCGUUGUGCGGAUCCUACCGAACUCGGAACCUACUUGAGUGCUCUCAAGUGCAUGGGUGAUGAUGGCAACGUCUGCAACGGUUUCCAACUGCCGGUGGAUGCACUGGACGAUAACAGCGACUGGAAAUGUGAUCAGUGUGCCAUCACAAUUCAAUCGGAUCAGGUGAAUUUUCUACUAUCGAAAAUCGGCGAAGAGGUCGAUGGCGCUAUGGAAAAAUCGUCCGUCAAACACAUGCAAGAUUUGAUCUUCAAACUGUCGACCUUUCUACAUCCAAAUCAUUACCUGCUAUUUACGCUGAAACAUUCACUGAUUCAAAUGUACGGUCACGUCAGCGGUUAUCUAACACAUCAAUUGACGGAUCAGAUCCUCGCCGAAAAGAUUACCAUGUGUCGGGACAUGAUGAAGGUAGUCGACCGCCUCGACCCGGACUCGUUCCGGCUGAGCCUGUAUGCGGCCGUUAUUUUCUUCGAACAGCAAUCGGCGUUGGUGGAGAUGAAUGCCAGAGCACUGCAAUCCGGGAAGUCGUCGGAAGAGGACACUUCCGUGCGGAAGAACUACAACGAAGCACUGCACUGCUUGAUGCGAGCGAAGCAGGUUCUGGAGAACGAAAUGGGCACCCAGCAGGGUAAGAAACUCCUGGAGGAGAUCCGGAAAGCGACCGAAAGGGUCGAAAGUGCCAUGCGUUGUUGA